Molecule: messenger RNA, 462 nt
Organism: Pyricularia oryzae 70-15
Lineage: Eukaryota; Fungi; Ascomycota; Sordariomycetes; Magnaporthales; Pyriculariaceae
Exons: 2
Coding region: 1-462 (153 amino acids)
Source: RefSeq, a predicted model, not a curated record
AUGUGCGAGAAGAUUAAAAUGGUAUAUGAUUGUGGCCACUAUAGUGGAGUCGAAGUCUGGAAACCUCCAAAUCCCGCGGAUUGCCAAGCCGCCGUCAGUGCCAAUCGCCGGUGUCAAAUCACCAACACACUACUGCACUGCCCGACAGAAUGGGCCACAUAUCGCUGCAAAAUUCCCGGAUGGUGCCAGGGUACUCUUGUGUGCAAGUUGAAAAAUCUGCAAGAGAGCGGGUUUAGUUGCUGCAUUUGCAAUCGGAGGAGCCUCGGGAGAGAAUGCGCAUGCUCGCACCCCGCUUGUAUCAACUGCGAGACUCUAAUCGACGGGAUAGAAGUAAACAACCAACCGACGUACAUGCAAUAUGAGCAACCAGAAUUGCAGUAUACGGGUUAUGAGGGAUAUGAGAGAUAUGAGGAAUACGAAGGGUAUGAGGGGGAUGACGAGCAGGUUAACGCAAACAGGUGA